GGAAGCGGCUUAGAUGAGGAGGAAGGGGGGGCGGGGGAACGGCAGAAACUGACGGAACUUCCGGCGGACACGCAGACGAUUGAAGCCAAACCUUACCUGUGAGGAUGUCCGUUUCAAUUAUAAUAAAAUGGAGUGGACAAGAAUAUCCAGUAACAAAACUGACAGAAGAGGACACAGUGCUGGACUUGAAGGAAACAAUUAAAACUCUAACUGGGGUGCUGCCAGAGCGCCAGAAGUUACUUGGCUUGAAAAUCAAAGGUAAAGCUGCAGAAGAUGACGUUAAGCUGGGCGUGCUUAAACUGAAACCAAAUACUAAGAUUAUGAUGAUGGGCAGUAGGGAAGAGUGCCUGGAGGAAGUACUGGCACCACCCCCUGACAAUGAUGAUGUUAUCAAUGACUUUGACAUUGAGGAAGACGUUAUAGAAGUAGAAAACAGGGAAGAGAACUUGGCCAAAAUUGCACGCAGAGUAAAAGACUAUAAAGUUGAAGUGCUAAAUCAACCUCGGGAAGGGAAGAAGCUGCUAGUUUUAGAUGUGGACUACACGUUGUUUGAUCAUAGGUCGUGUGCUGAGAGUGGACUUGAGCUAAUGAGGCCGUAUCUUCAUGAGUUCCUCACUUCUGCAUAUGAAGAUUAUGACAUUGUUAUAUGGUCUGCUACCAGCAUGAAGUGGAUUGAAGUGAAAAUGAAAGAACUAGGAGUUACAACACAUGCUAACUAUAAGAUCACCUUCAUGUUGGAUAGUGCAGCUAUGAUCACAGUGCAUACACCUAAGAGAGGGGUAGUGGAGGUUAAACCGCUGGGUGUCAUAUGGGAUAAAUUUCCGGAGUUCUACACUAGAAAAAAUACGAUAAUGUUUGAUGACAUUGGUCGAAACUUCCUGAUGAACCCACAAAAUGGGCUAAAGAUCAGACCCUUCAUGAAGGCUCAUCUCAACCGAGAUAAAGACCGGGAGCUGCUGAAACUGUCUCAGUACCUGAAGGAGAUUGGCAAGCUAGAUGACUUCACAGACCUCAAUCAUAAGCACUGGGAAAGAUAUCUCUCUAAGAAGCAAGGGCAGUGAGAGCCCCAGGUGGAUCUUUCUGCCCUAGAUUGUGCACUCUUCAGAAGUAGGUGAGAAACUUUAACUGUGAUUGAACUCAGAACAAGUGCUGAGCACUGCAACAGUCGAAAACAAAAACGAGGAAAAAAACACAACGCCAAAGGGACUUAUCAACUGACGUGCUACCUGCAACUUACUUUCUACUUCAGAUAUCCCCACUGCUGGUCCUGCACUCAGGGCUAGUGAAUUGAACAAAGAACAAUGUGUUUCAGCAAAAUACUGACACACUGUUUGCAUACAUAGGAAAAUGUUCCUGCUGCAUCGCCAUAUACCCCUGUCUAAGUGUAGUUUUCUUGCUCUAUCAUAUGGUUGGUUGAAACCAGAAGUAAGUUAAUUGUAGGUUAUUUGAUGCAAGAGUAAGUUGUUCUUAUUUUUGACAAACGGACUCUCCUUGUAUGCUGAGUUUGGAUUAUAUAUGUGAUAAAGCAUUUGAAUUCCUACAUGAACAAUUUCUGUUUGACCCAAGUUUUACCAGAGGGAAUGUUUUAAGCUUGCCUGUCAGUGGAUUGAACUCCAGUGUAUAAGCAGUAACAAAUGAACUUUGGCCCUAGCCCCACUUCAGAGACCCUAUUUCCAAAUCUACUUUCAGCUAGUGCUAAGCUGUAUGGACAUAUGCUUGGUAUUUCAAGGUAGUGACUGUCCCAAUGACCCUUGCUUUACUGGCUGGACAUGUGUUACCGACCAUUGUGCCAUUUCAUGGUCUACACCCUGGAGAAUUUAUCUCCUCAUGUUUCAUUCCUGCUGCUCAUUGAUUCCUGCACCAAUGCACCUCAAACUGUUACUUUGAUAGCAUUGCUUCCUUCAGAUGCUGCUGAUGUUAUUCCAAACAAACUACUGACCAGUAGAGUGUUGCAUUUUCUGAAUGUUUUUGUAUGUGUUUGAGAUCCAUCAGUGAGAAAUCAACCUGGCUUUUGGUUUCUACCAAGCCACCUUACAUGGUGGGGCACCAGUGAUGAUUACUCUGCACAGCAAAAGGGCAGUCAUGGGCCCUGGUGAAAAUGCCUGUUUACACAGUGCAAGGAUAGCAAACGUUUUGCUCUAUAGCGAAGUGCAACUUUAUAUUCUAUUCCUAAGUGGUUUCUUGCAGCGAAAGGUAAAACAAAACCAAAAGCAUGCAAUAGUGAGCAUGCUAGCUGUUGCAAAGUUUUCCAUCAUUUUUUUACUGCAAUCAGUAACAAGAAUAUGGCAAGACAAUGACUGUCCAAUAGUAUUGAAGGGAGUGUGAGGCAAGAAAACCAUCUUAUUUCCAGAUAUUCCAAUGUAUGCAGCAGCUAUUGGAAGCACCCAAUAAGAUUAAAAUCAGGAGAUCUGGGCUCUGAAGUCUUAGUUCUAUGUUACCAUUCUCCCGUCACUCUGCUGAGUAAAAGAGCCCAGCCGAAGCAGCACAUGCAACUGAAUGCAGUAGUGCUUUAUGCCCAAGCUUUUUCUUACGCCACCUUUCCUUAUGCAACAAAGAACCGGCGAAUAACAAAAUGUGUGCUGGAGAUCAGCAGGGGUUCCCCUGCUGGAGUUGAAUGAAGGUCAAACUAUUCUGUUUACAGUUCAGCCUGGCUGAAAAGGGCCAGAAAUGUCCUGGAAUUCUUAUGUUGGUUUCUUCCUGUUGUGAAUUUUCAUUCAUUACUGCGAUGUGUUUAUUUUCAUUCUUUUAAAUAAUGAAAACAGACAUUCCAGGUUGAAUUCUGUAUUUAAAAAAAAGUGAUUCUCAGUGGAGCAAUAUCAAAGGUGUAAAUAUUAAAUAAAAUACCUGGUGACGUUC
Chiloscyllium plagiosum (whitespotted bambooshark) is the source of this 2856-nucleotide messenger RNA. RefSeq names its product ubiquitin-like domain containing CTD phosphatase 1 (gene ublcp1). Gene Ontology annotation, molecular function: protein binding; protein serine/threonine phosphatase activity. Gene Ontology annotation, cellular component: nucleus. Gene Ontology annotation, biological process: regulation of proteasome assembly; protein dephosphorylation. The record is from RefSeq and is a predicted model, not a curated record. NCBI's taxonomy places the organism in Eukaryota, Metazoa, Chordata, Chondrichthyes, Orectolobiformes, Hemiscylliidae.